Hemiscyllium ocellatum (epaulette shark) is the source of this 1202-nucleotide messenger RNA. Its product is annotated as mitochondrial intermembrane space import and assembly protein 40-like. Gene Ontology annotation, molecular function: protein-disulfide reductase activity. Gene Ontology annotation, cellular component: mitochondrial intermembrane space. Gene Ontology annotation, biological process: protein import into mitochondrial intermembrane space. Lineage: Eukaryota; Metazoa; Chordata; Chondrichthyes; Orectolobiformes; Hemiscylliidae. The record is from RefSeq and is a predicted model, not a curated record. The transcript is spliced from 3 exons. The coding region runs from base 20 to 547 and encodes 175 amino acids.
CAGGGGUCAGGCCGGGUGCAUGGGCCGCGGGCUGAAAGCAUCCCCUCCUCCUCCACCCCAGACACUAACCCUCAGACAGAGUGAGAGACAGCACCCCCCACCCCACCCCACACACUGCCAGAGAGAGAUGUCCUACUGCCGGCGGCACGGCAAAGACAAGGUCAUUUUUGUCACCAAGGAGGAUCACGAAGCUCCCAGUAGCGCUGAGUUAAUCGAGGAUGAUCCCAAUGAUCCGUACGAAGAACAUGGUCUGAUCCUGCCAAAUGGCGACAUCAACUGGAACUGUCCCUGCCUGGGCGGGAUGGCGAGUGGUCCGUGUGGGGAGCAGUUUAAAUCGGCCUUCUCCUGUUUUCACUACAGCAAGGAAGAGGUGAAAGGCUCCGAUUGUCUGGAGCAGUUCCGAACAAUGCAGGAAUGCAUGCAGCGUUACCCAGACCUGUACCCGCAGGACGAAGAGGUGGGGGAGGAGGAAGAAGACAGCAGCAAAGGGAAGACUGACCUCCCAGCACAAGAGAUACCAGCCUCCCAGAGUCAGGGCUCCAGCUAAUAGGAAGAGGGUGGGGGUCCUCCUACUCCCCCAGACUGCUGUCCCCUGUUCACCCUCUCUGUUCACCACCCCCUCAUGUCAAGCCAAUGCCAAACAUCAGAAAGACGGAAAAAAAACAGAAAUUGCUGGAAAAACUCUGGCAGCAUCUGAGAGAGAAAGCAGAGUUAACUUUUUGGGUCCAGCAACCCUCCUUCAGAACUGCUUCAGCAUUGAGUCACUGAAUCUGUUUUCUCUCCUCAGCCGCUGCCAGAGUUUUUCCAGCAAUUUCUGUUUUUUGUUUCUGAUUCCCAGCACCUCCAGUUCUUUGGGGUUUUUUUUGACAAUUUUUAAUUCUUGUGUGUGGAGGGGAUUUUCUUGAAACUGCAAAGGGGCUGGAGCGAAGCAGAACAGAGUUAGUGGGUGGGGAGGGCAUCUCACCUUGAUGCUCAGGAGGUGGAAAGUGGCACCUUAGCUCUAAAUGUUGACAGUGGGGACCAUGCUGAGUGUCACCAUCUGAGACAGGGAAUACAGCCCUGGUUGGGAUGGCGGGGGGAGGGGAAGAGCAAAUUCAAUCCUCAAAUCGCACUGAGCUGUUACCCAGUGUAACAACCUCCCUCCAAACCAAAAUGCAGGAAACAAUUGUGUUCUAGUAAAUUAAAAAUAUUUUUACCUUGUA